GUAUUUGCCGGGUAUCGGAGGUCAGGCGUGUUCGUAACAUUAUAGAGAAAUGUUACAAGAAGAGUAAAUAACCGGGUAAAAUAGGAUGAAGUCCCAUGACUAGGUUCAAAAACGGUCUGGCUAAUGGGCAGAUAAUUCGCCGAAGCCAAAAUAAACGACAUAGAGAACAAAACUGAAUACAUAAUUUGUACGACCGUUUUGUCCUACAAAGGCGCGGAUAGUUUGACAGCGAUAGGAGUGCACUUCGCAGGCCUGACGUUAGGCAAAUCACUUGCAUCUUAAACAAUCUAUGACAAAUUAAGACUCUUCUUUUCUCGCUCGUCAAAUAAAGACAACUCGAAUAUGAGGAAGGACGUGCGGAUACUACUCGUCGGGGAACCCAAGGUAGGGAAGACGUCGCUGAUUAUGUCCCUGGUCAGCGAGGAGUUUCCUGAUGAGGUUCCCCUUCGAGCCGAGGAGAUAACCAUUCCAGCCGACGUCACGCCGGAGAGGGUCCCCACACACAUAGUGGACUACUCAGAGGCUGAGCAGUCAGAUGAACAGCUCUAUCAAGAAAUAUCAAAGGCAAAUGUUAUCUGCAUAGUGUAUUCCGUCAACAACAAGAAGUCCAUAGAGAAGGUGACGAGCCAUUGGAUUCCCCUCAUAAAUGACAGAACAGACAAGGACAGCAGGGUUCCAUUGAUCCUGGUUGGCAACAAGUCUGACCUGGUGGAACACAGCAGUAUGGAGACCAUCCUGCCCAUCAUGAACCAGUACCAGGACAUCGAGACCUGUGUCGAGUGUUCUGCUAAGAACCUGAAGAACAUCUCUGAGCUAUUCUACUACGCCCAGAAGGCUGUGCUCCACCCUACCGGACCCCUCUACUGUCCAGAGGAGAAGGAGAUGAAGCCUUCCUGUGUAAAGGCCUUAACACGUAUAUUUAAAGUGUCUGACCUGGACAACGACGGCAUCCUCAACGACAAUGAACUCAAUUUCUUUCAGAGGACAUGCUUCAACACACCGCUGGCGCCCCAGGCAUUGGAGGACGUGAAGAACGUUGUGAGGAGGAACAUGACAGAUGGCGUCCAGGACAACGGACUGACACUGAAAGGCUUCCUGUUCCUGCACACACUCUUCAUCCAGAGGGGGCGGCACGAGACCACCUGGACGGUUCUCCGGAGGUUCGGCUAUGACGACGAUUUGGAGCUCACUCAGGAGUACCUGUUCCCCUUGAUAAAGAUCCCCCCAGACUGCACCACCGAGCUGAACCACAACGCUUACCUGUUCCUCCAGAGCGUCUUCGACAAGCACGACAAAGACAGAGACUGUGCCCUGUCGCCAGAAGAGGUUAAGGACCUGUUCAAGGUGUUCCCCUACAUGCCCUGGGGCCCUGAUGUCAACAACACUGUCUGCACCAACGACAAGGGCUGGAUCACCUACCAGGGAUACCUCUCUCAGUGGACGUUAACAACGUACCUGGACGUGCAACGCAGUCUGGAGUACCUGGGAUACCUGGGCUACUCCAUCAUCUACGAGCAGGAGUCUCAAGCUGCCGCCAUGACAGUGACGCGGAACAAGCGCAUCGACCUGCAGAAGAAGCAGACGCAGCGCAGCGUUUUCCGCUGCAACGUGGUUGGGUCGCAGGGGAGCGGCAAGAGCGGCUUCCUGCAGGCCUUCCUGGGCCGCAGUCUGCAGCGACAGAGGACGAUCAGGGAGGACCACAAGUCCCUGUAUGCCAUCAGCACUACGUACGUCUAUGGACAGGAGAAAUACCUUCUGCUGCAUGAGGUGAUGCCAGAGUUUGACUUCCUCGGUCCCGAUGAGGCCGACCUAUCAUGCGACGUUGUCUGCCUGGUGUACGAUGUCAACAAUCCACAGUCAUUUGAAUACUGUGCCAAGGUCUACAAGAAACACUUCAUGGACAGCAAGACGCCCUGCAUGCUGAUUGCAGCCAAGUCGGACCUGCACGAGAUCCGACAGCACUACAGCCUAACCCCGCUUGAGUUCUGCCGCCGACACAAGCUCCACCCGCCCCAGCCCUUCACCUGCAACACCAGUGACGUGCCCAUCAAAGACCUCUACACCAAACUCACCACCAUGGCUAUGUACCCCCACGCCCGUCUCCGCUGCACGUGUGCCAGCAAAAGGUGCGCGUAUUGCCUGUGUCAGAAGCUCUUGACGCUGGGACUCCUGCGCAGUGUUAAGGCUCAGCUCCGCCGGGUGGCGCUCCACAGGCACCUGGCGCAGGUGGACUCAAAGAACUCCACGUUCUGGCUCCGGGCGAGUCUGGGGGCCACCGUAUUCGCCGUGCUGGGCUUCGCCAUGUACAGAGCACUGCUGAAGCAGCGAUGAUUCACCGUCACCGGGUGCAUGCAUGAGACAUCAAAUCCCCCGUCCCCCUGCUCCUUCUCAUGCCAUAAUGGCCGCCUUAUUCCUGACAGACUAAAGACUACUCCCGCCAAACCACCCGGGCCUCGCUGCAUCAUCAUCACCAACCCUGUGUACGUGUCUCAAGAAGAACAAGUGGAUGGCCAGAUUGAUGCAUUUUAUAAAUAUAUAUAUUUGAAAAUAAAGGGUGUUUUUUUUCUUAUUUUGUUGAGUGGAAUUGGAAAUGGUUUAUUUUAGAAAUCUUUAGAGAUUUGUGCGCAGUUUAGCUGCAGCCAAUCUAGGAUCAUCCUAUUCUAUUCCAGGCUAUACAUAAGGUAGUCAUGUUUUAAACUUUUAAUUACACAUGCACGCAUAUCAACAUAUACAUUUUAGGAUUGAGCACCUCCCCAGAGAAUUUAACCCAGAAGAAAAUGGCAAGGUUGAUGUGACUGUCAUCCAAACAAAGCAAUUUCUAUCUUCAGAAAAUUGUGUAAUGCACCUUUCUUGUUUAUAUUAAAUUAUUUUCUUUCCAUUUACUUUAUUUUUGGUUCCGUUUAUUUGGGGUCUGUAAAGAGUGUUUUGCUCAGUGCCACAUGGAAAAGAUGGAGGGAAUUACAUUUCGGUGUAUGUUAAGUAUUAUCAAUGAUUGUUUAUAUUGAGAAUCUCGUGCGCCUUUUCUGCUUCUAAAAUACAACUUUUUUCUGUUCUGUUCUCAUUAACUUAACUAAAAUUAUUUUAUUCUACACAAUGAUCUAAUACCCCCCCCCCCCUCCCAUAGAGCUAUGGAACUGUUUAUUCGUAUGGACUUUUCCAGCACUUACAAUAUAGGUACAAUAAAUAUGUGAGU
Messenger RNA from Gadus chalcogrammus (walleye pollock), 3193 nucleotides. RefSeq names its product ras homolog family member T1a (gene rhot1a). The record is from RefSeq and is a predicted model, not a curated record. Lineage: Eukaryota; Metazoa; Chordata; Actinopteri; Gadiformes; Gadidae. Bases 343 to 2331 code for a protein of 662 amino acids. The transcript has 20 exons. Gene Ontology annotation, biological process: small GTPase-mediated signal transduction; mitochondrion organization. Gene Ontology annotation, molecular function: GTP binding; calcium ion binding; GTPase activity. Gene Ontology annotation, cellular component: mitochondrial outer membrane.